Gadus morhua (Atlantic cod) is the source of this 8315-nucleotide messenger RNA. RefSeq names its product bromodomain and WD repeat domain containing 1 (gene brwd1). Gene Ontology annotation, cellular component: nucleus. The transcript has 44 exons. Gene Ontology annotation, molecular function: protein binding. Gene Ontology annotation, biological process: regulation of transcription by RNA polymerase II; regulation of cell shape; cytoskeleton organization. The record is from RefSeq and is a predicted model, not a curated record. Lineage: Eukaryota; Metazoa; Chordata; Actinopteri; Gadiformes; Gadidae. Bases 359 to 7150 code for a protein of 2263 amino acids.
AACCUAUAUACUGGUGACGAACAGGAGCUGUUUGUGGCCAAACGUAAAGUAUAUUUCGGUUGAUACGUUUUAAAAACAAUGAAACCGUGCUCCGAUAUACGGGCUUGUGUGGGUCUUUGUUGUAGGACAGAGGAGAAACCCGUCUUCCCCACCCCCUAUUUCCUCCGCUGUGACGGAAGUAACGCGUCUCGCUGAGGCCUCAUCCUCCCAAUGGCGACUGAAAACAGGCUGAAUAGAAAGCGGGAGCAACUGUGGAGGGGGUCGGAGCUCUGUAGCCGAAAUUAAAUAAAUAUUUCAUACUCGUUGUUGUAACAAAGUUAGUCUAAAUUCUUUCACCUAUAAAAUCCCGACGGAUUCAAUGGCCAAAAAUCGGAAUAUUUCGCUCCUUGAGUCGGAGCUGUAUUUUCUGAUUUCUCGUUUUCUAACAACGGGUCCUUGUCGAAGAACGGCCGAGAUUCUAGCCAGCGAAAUUCAAGAAUACCAGCUUUUACCCAGGAGAUUAGACUGGCAAGGAAAUGAGCACCCCAGAACAUACGAAGAUUUGGUUGCAGCCCACAGACAUAUUGCACCAGAUCAUUUGCUUCAGAUAUGCAAGCAGCUAGGACCCCUCCUUGACAAAGACGUACCGUCAUGUGUCCCUGGUGUGCAUUCUCUUCUGGGGUCCGGAAAGCAGUCAAUGCUUCGAAAAGCAAAAGACUGCGACAGUGUCUGGCUGAAAGCCUCGUCAUAUGCAGCCCUUCACAGGGGCAGACCACCGGAGAGGCCUUUGAACUCCAAGAAGCCCCCACACCUAGUGGAGGUGUGCAGGGGAAGAGAACUAACAGGAUGUCAGAGAUUCAGCUCCAUCAACCCUGUCAGCAACUAUCAGCACAUGAGGCUGCACAGGCGCAUUCUGGGACAUCUAUCUGCAGUGUACUGUAUUGCAUUCGACCGUGCCGGCCUCAGGAUCUUCACUGGCUCAGACGACUGCCUGGUCAAAAUCUGGUCGUCCUUCGACGGGAGUCUCCACUCCACGCUGCGCGGACACUCUGCAGAGAUCACAGACCUGGCGGUCAGCUACGAGAACACGCUGAUCGCAGCGGGCAGCUGUGACAAGACCAUCCGCGUAUGGUGCCUUCGUACCUGUGCCCCUGUGGCCGUGCUCCAGGGGCACAGUGGAUCAAUUACCUCCCUACAGUUCUCACCAUAUGCCAAGGGCUCAAAACGUUACAUGCUUUCUACUGGAACUGAUGCUACUGUCUGUUUCUGGCAGUGGGAUGUCAAUAAUAUCAACUUUAGUGAUCGGCCGCACAAGUUUAUAGAGAGACCAAGGCCGGGAGUACAGACCGUGUGCUCCUCAUUCAGUCCAGGCGGUAUGUUCUUGGCAACGGGCAGCACAGACGAUGUCAUCAGAAUAUACUUUUUGGGAUGUGGGAAUCCCGAGAAAGUGUCGGAGCUCCACGAGCACACAGACAAAGUGGACAGCAUCCAGUUCUGCCACUCGUCAGAAAGGUUCGUGAGCGGGAGUCGGGAUGGAACGGCGCGGGUCUGGAGGCUCCACCACCGGCAGCAGUGGAGAUGCAUUCUGCUGAACAUGUCGGACACUCUUCCAGGUGCUGAUGCGACCACCGGAGAGGACAUGUACUUCAAGCCCAAGGUCACCAUGGUGGCUUGGGAUCGCCAUGACAACACGGUCAUCACGGCCGUCAACAACCACAUCCUCAAAGUGUGGAACUCCUACACGGGGCAGCUGCUACACAUCUUAAAGGGCCACGAGGCGGAGGUGUUUGUCCUGGAGCCCCAUCCCUUUGACCCCCGGAUCAUCCUCUCCGCCGGCCACGACGGCAGUGUCUUCAUCUGGGACCUGCAACGAGGAGUCAAGACGCAGCAUUACUUCAACAUGAUUGAGGGCCAGGGUCAUGGAGCCGUGUUCGACUGUAAGUUCACCCCCGACGGCCAGCGCUUCGCCUGCACAGACUCCCACGGCCACCUGCUCAUCUUCGGCUUUGGGAGUUCCAAGCCCUACGAGAAGCUUCCAGAGCAGGUGUUCUUCCACACGGACUACCGGCCGCUGAUCAGAGACGCCAACGGCUUUGUGCUGGACGAGCAGACCCAGCAGGCGCCCCACCUGAUGCCCCCGCCCUUCUUGGUGGACGUCGAUGGGAAUCCGCACCCGCCCAGGUUCCAGCGACUUGUCCCAGGGAGAGAGAACAUCUCGGCCGAGCAUCUGGUGCCCCAGUUGGGCUACGUCGCCACCAGUGACGGCGAGGUGGUGGAGCAGGUCAUCAGCCAGCAGACCUCGGAUCACGAGGAGACGGCGGCGCGACGCAGCGCUCUCGAUGAGGCCAUCCGCCAGCUGCAGCAGCAGCAGGACCAGGCCGGGGGUACGGGGGGUACGGGUGGCGCUGGUGGUGGAGCCCAGGUGGUGGGACCGGCGGCGGCGGUGAGGCAGGCCGCAGUAUCUGAUGACCAGGCUCUGAUGCCUGCCCCGGCAGCCCCGAACACGCCACGCAGAGCAGCGUCGGUGAACGACCGUGCCGAUGUGCAGUCGCCGCCCAACGUGGGCCUGCGUCGCAGCGGGCAGGUGGAGGGCGUCCGCCAGAUGCACCAGAACGCCCCGCGCAGCCAGAUGGCCACGGAGAGGGACCUGCAGGCCUGGAGGCACCGCGUGGUGGUGCCUGAGCUCCAGCCCAGUGGCUACAGGGAACAGGACGACUUCAGGACAGCCAAAGGAGAAGAAGAGAUUGGCUUGUACAUCGCCAGGAAGAGAAGGGUGGCCUACGGCAGCUUUCGGGACGACUCUGAGGAAGAGCUGCCCUCUGUGAAGCGAGCGCAGGCCCGCAAGAAGCAGAGGCACCAGGCAAUCUUCGGCUCUGACAGUCCCGACCGAGUGGAGGCCUUCCUGGACCUGUCCUGCGAGGAAGGAGAGGAGACCGCCAGCUCAGAGGAAAAUGAAUUCGAUGGCAGUGCACUGGAUACAUCAAAUGACGAGGAGGAAUGGCACAGCGAGAGCCCAAGCCACACAUCCAGCGACUACUCUGACUGGACGGCAGACGCCGGGAUCAACCUGCAGCCCUCGACUCCCUUGUCGUCACGGAAACGGGCACGCCGGCCGCUGAGCAGCUCGGAGGAGGAGGAGGACGCGGCGGCGGAGGACGAGGAGGAGAAACGGCAGAGCGAUGAGGAGUCAUCUGGAGUGAAGAAGAGCAAACAGAAGGCCAGGAAGCCCAAAAGCAAGGCGCCAAGGCGCCCUAAACCCAGGCCAUCGAUUAACCGAGAGGUGUCCAACGAGUUCAGACCCUCCCUGUGGAUCACUGACGUCAUUCCCCGGAAGUCUCCCUUUGUCCCCCAAAUGGGAGACGAGGUGAUCUACUUCCGACAGGGCCACGAGGCUUAUGUGGAAGCGGUGAGCCGCAACGCAUUGUACCCUAUUAACCUGGAGAAGCAGCCCUGGAAGAAGAUGGUGCUCCGGGACCAAGAGUUUGUGAAGAUCACAGGGAUCAAAUAUGAAGUGUGUCCUCCGACGCUCUGCUGUUUAAAGCUCACUCUGAUUGACCACGGCACAGGAAAGAUCACAGACAAGUCCUUCUCUGUCAAGUAUCAUGACAUGCCGGAUGUGAUCGAUUUCCUUGUGCUGAGGCAGAACUAUGACGAAGCCCGGAGAACCAACUGGAAACCAGGUGACCGCUUCCGCUCUGUGAUUGACGACGCCUGGUGGUUCGGGUCCAUCGUGUGUCAGGAGCCUUAUCAGGCCCCCUACCCAGACAGCCACUUCCAGUGCUUUAAAGUCAAAUGGGACAAUGGAGAGACGGAGAAGCUGAGCCCUUGGGAUAUCGAGCGGAUCUCUGACAUUGACCAGCGGCCAGAGACGGACGGCGGGGGCAUCCCCGUGACGGCAGAGGAGAUGAGCGAGCUCAUGUACAAGCCCCUCGAUGGGGAGUGGGGCGACCGCUGCAGGGAUGAAGAGUGCGAGCGCAUCAUCGCCGCCAUUGACCAGCUCAUCACUGUCGAGAUCGCCGCUCCCUUCUCGGGCCCGGUGGACAUCGUUCAGUACCCCACCUACUGCACUGUGAUCGCCUACCCCACCGACCUGGGCACCAUCCGGCUGCGGCUCAUCAACAGGUUCUACAGACGGCUCUCGGCGUUGAUUUGGGAUGCACGGUACAUCGCACACAACGCCCGCACCUUCAACGAGCCGCGAAGCAAGAUCGCCCAUUCCGCUAAACUCAUCACCAAUGUCCUCCAAAAGUUUGUCAAUGACCCAAGUUGCACAGAUAUCAUGGAGAUUUACAAUGCAGUGGAGGAAAUGGAUGAUGACGAUGAGGAUGAUGAAGCAGAGGCACCAGGCACUUCGACCGGUCAUAGGUUGCGUCAGCGCUCGGAGGAGGUGCUGCCGGACCGAGAUGCCUGGAAGGGACAGUGCAAGAGUCUGAUCAACUACAUCUUCGACUGUGAGGACUCUGAGCCCUUCAGACAGCCCGUCAACCCCAACAACUAUCCAGACUACCUGGAUAUCAUCCAUGCCCCCAUGGACUUCGGCACAGUAAAGAGGGUCCUUGAGGACGACCGCUACGACAACCCCAUCGAGCUCUGCAAGGACACGCGGCUCAUCUUUGCCAACGCCAGAGCCUACACGCCGAACAAGCGAUCCAAGAUCUACAGCAUGACCCUGCGUCUGUCGGCCUUCUUCGAGGAGCGCAUCAGGAGGAUCCUUUCGGAGUACAAGACUGCGGUGAAGAGCAGCGAGAGGCUGCGCCGCAGCCAGCGCUUCAGGAAGAAGAUGCAGCAGGGAGAGCCAUCGGGCGUCGGCGCCUCAAGCAGUCAGAAGAGGGCUGCCGUGAAAACUCAGGAAAAAGUGGAGUCGAUGUCUGUGACCAAACCUACCUCAACCAAAGUGUCGGCUCCGGAGAGGGCAAGGAGGCGGAGCCGCAACUCGUCCUCGGACUCCAAAGCAGCGUCUUCGUCACCAGCCUCUGAAAGUGAGUCAGAGGAGGAGAAGCGACCUGGGUCGGCCAGACGCCAGAGAGAGACCAGGGGGAAGGCGCGCGACAGAAGGAUCCCCACCAGGAAAAGAGUUGCAGAUAGCGAGAGUGAGGAAGAGGAGGAGGAGGAGGAAGCCGCCUUCUCCAGUGAACCCGAGGAGAGUGAAGAUGGUGACAGGGUGGCUUCGUCCAACUCCUCCCGUCGCCGCUAUCCCAGCAGGUCGAAGACCAGCAAGAGUACACGUUUGACCAGGACCAGCACUGCCCCCGACCGAAGAAGACCAGCAGCCAGGACUCCUAUGAACGGCCAGGCCGCCAGGUCAUCUCGCCGGGAAAAGUCCCGUCGGCAUGACGACGACAGCCAAGCGUCGUCCCAGGAUGAGGAUGAAGAGGAGAAGGAGGAGCUGGGGGAUCAUGCAGGCCACCGUUUUCUGAAGAGAAAGACGGCCCGUGCUGCCAUCAACAAGAUGAAGCUCCUGGACGCCUCAGACGAGGACUACGAAGAGGAGGAGAAGGAGGCGAAGAAACUGAAGAAGAGCAGUGGUAGCCGCCUGCGACAGACCCCCCGGAUCAGCAAGCGCACCGCCGUCAUCCAGAGCGACUCGGACUCUGAGGACGUAUCCUCUGCACAGGCUUCUCAAACCAAAGAGGAGUCGACGGCCGACUCCAAGGACGAGGAGAGCGACGCCAGCGCGUCCCCAAAACCCCAGCAGAACGGGGACGACAGUCCCAGUAAACACAAGGCAAAGAAGGAAGCAUCCAGGACAGAAGGAAGAGAAGACUCAUCCCAAGUAAACGGUCACAGUGCAAAACCUCAGAAGGCCGACAGUGAUUCUGACCAGCAUGAUGAGGGUUCCAGUGAGGAGGAGGAGUCCAAAGCAGUGGCGGCCUUGUCUCGGACGCAUUCCAAGGUCAAUGCAGCAGCAUCAGCCAGGAGAAGUAAGGUCACUCCGGUUGCAAGCGAGGAGGACGAGGUAGCGGAUACUAAGAGCAGGCCGGUGCGACGCAGGCCCGCUGUGGACUCUGACUCUGAAGACGAGGACUACGUUCCCGAGAAGAACCCGUUUCAGCAAAACGGGAGACGAGCGGCAAGGGAGGACCAAGGGGACAAAUCCGGCGGGAAGGUCAAAGCGCCCCUAAAACGGGACGACGCCGAGUCCGAGGAUCUCAGCGACGCUCCCAAAGGACGGAGGGAGCACCGGAGGGAACCGGAAUCAGAGGAGGAGGAGGAGGAGGACGCCGGGAGCAAUUACUCGGAUGAAGGCCGUAAAAAGACGCAGAGGCACAAAAGUAAAUCCAAACGAUCGCGUGGCACCUCCCAUUCAGAGAGCUCCGAGCAGGAAUACAAACCCAGGAAAAGGCAGAGGAGGAAUCGCUCUGCUGGUUCCUCGGACAAAACUUCUGACGAAGAGCUGGAAAAGCGGCCACGCACCCGAGCCCUGCCCAAAAAGAAAAACAUCAGUGAGGAGUCUGCAGAAGACUCUGCAGAAGACUUUGCCUCCAAGGAUCGUGUGAAACAAAGAAACGGUAGGAUCAGCGCCACCUCCGCUGAAGACACACCCGUGCGCAAGUCCUCAAGGAUCUCCCCCGAUGAAAUUACACGGAAGGCACGUUCUAAGAGGAGGCGCACCUCGGACACCUCGGACUCGGAAGACGGAGACAAAGAUCAGUCGGCCAAGACGAAUAGGAACUCCAAGGAGAUCAGUGCAAAGUCAGGCUCCUCAAAGUCCUCAAAGCCACCUCAAAGGGAGUCUCGUGGGAAACCCAAACCGGAACCCAUUAGCAGUCAGGAAGAGGCCUCCUCUCAAUCGGCUUCGGACGACGAGAAGGACGCAGCCGCCAGCCGCUCGCGGCGAGGGAAGAAGGAUGUGCUGCGGCCGAAAUGCAAGCGGGAGGACGGCUACAGAAGCAACAGCUCCGCCUUGGAGAGCGAGGAGCAGUCCUCCUCCUCAGAACACUCGGUGAGUUCAGGGUCCCACGGCAGCAGCAGCCCCAAGAGGAAGGGCCACAUACGACCGGCCGGAGGCAGCAAGAGGAUGCCGCGCCGGCCGUUGAGGGAGCCAAGCCGAAGGGCCGCCGCCAGGAGGGAGGCGGAGAGCGAUGAGUCGUCCAGCAAUCAACUGCGACGGACUAACGUCACCACGCGGAACCGCGGCAGGCAGAUGGUCACCUACAACGACAGCGAGUGACGAUUGGGCUCUGGGCGCAAGAGGAAAAAGGACACUAACUGGAGAUCUUGAAGACACUUGAUGGACGCGAAACGGUAGUAGCACUGGAGUCCUCUAGAAAUUACUGUGAAUUUGUUUUCAUUCAGGGAUAUUUAUAAUUUCUAUGAAAAAGAAAAAAACGAAAAACAAAACUUGUUUAUAAAUGCAAAAAGCAAUUGAACCAUUUGAACUGCUGCUGGUUUUCACAAGGACCCAGAGCAAGUCCUCCUCCUCCCAUGAUGCUUUUUGUGAUUUAGCCAGCAGGGGUAACCAUUCUGAGGAAUAUUGUCCGCUUGGGUGCUAUCUAAUAUACCUCUGUUUAAUCAAGCAUAUUGCUGGCUUGCACUAAGAUACACUGUAAUGAGGUAUUUCAUACACUAGUUUUGCAUUAGAAACUCAGGGGUCAACUUAGUUUACUGUAGUCUCAGACUUGCAGUUUUGUUUUUUUUGUAAAGUGACUGGCAAGAGGAAGGACAAGAAGCGGGUGUUAAGAAGGGAGAUGUCCAAGCACAUUCACUGGGACAACAAUGACUCACAACCUUGACUACAGCACUCCUUUGUAUACCCACAAAACAUGUUUGCUUGAUGUUAUUGUGUUCAUUCAUAUGAGCCAAAAUGUACAAUAAUUGAGUUCUACUUUUCCCUAAAUUUGAGUACAUUUUGUCAUGUUCCAGUUAAUAAAUGUAUAUAUGAGAUUGAGAAUGAACGUCAAAUGAUUGUUAUAAUCAUUAAGUAGCAAGGUGUUUAUUUACAAAUUGAGCAUUAAUUUUUGUAUGACAGUUGAGUGCAUUGGCUUGCCAUAUGUCACAAAUUGGUACUGUUUUGCAAGUACAAGAUCCUUAAAUGUAUAAAGCAAAACACUGAGAUUUCUCAUAUUGGGAAGACUUUUAUUGUUGUCCUGACUCCUGUGUUAACUACUUUCAGUAUUAAGUUCUUCUUUUUUAGAGUUGAUUUGAAAAUUUUUGCCAGUCACCUGGGAUAGUUUAAUUUUAGGGGAGGUUUCGAAAUGGAGCUGCAUUAUGAACUUUUGUUAAUUUUUUUCCUACUACACGUUUAAUAAACAGUUUUAACAUGAAUUCCUAUAACGCGUUAGGUUGUGAAGCGCAAUCAGUUAUUUCUCUGAUAAAUAAAAUCAUUUCACAGCUUA